Messenger RNA from Caenorhabditis angaria, 329 nucleotides. Lineage: Eukaryota; Metazoa; Nematoda; Chromadorea; Rhabditida; Rhabditidae. The record is from the annotation of a GenBank genome assembly.
AUGCGAUCAGCUGAAUCGCCUACAAUUCGUCAGCGACGCGGUAUUCGUGGAAAGUUGCCAACGUGUGGAGGAUUUGCGCAAAAUCGCCGGCGAGAUCAAAGAUUUCGGCACAAAAAUGGCGGAAAACGCGGUGAAGGUGCCCACAAAUUUGAAUAUGGUGGGUUUUUGGGCUUUCAGGGCCGAAAAUAGGCUUUUUAGGCCUGAAAAUGGCCCGAAAAGCCUAUUUUUAGGCCUAAAGAGCCUAGUUUCGGCCUGGAACGGCCUAAAAUUGAAUUAUUUCAGAACAGCAGCCACGUGGCACAUUUUGUGAUGGAGUAUUGAUUUUUUGA